Cladocopium goreaui is the source of this 1088-nucleotide messenger RNA. The record is from the annotation of a GenBank genome assembly. Lineage: Eukaryota; Dinophyceae; Suessiales; Symbiodiniaceae.
UAGAACCAGAUGCUUUCUUACACUGAACCUUUCUUGCUGCAAUGCCACAUUCGCCGGCCAUGCGAAGUGUGCUGCCACCCUUGCCCAAUCUGGUCAAGGAAGGGCCUCAGGUGCGCCGUGCAGCGCUGCUGGCGCGUGUCAGGGCCCGCAGCUCUGCUUUGGCUGGUCUGGAUGACUUGGACCGAAAGAAACGAGAGGUGGCGUUGGCAGCUGUGACUGCAAAUGGCAUCGCCCUGCAGUGGGCACCAGAUCGCUUCAAAAACGACAAAGAAGUGGUGCUUGCGGCUGUUGCCAGUGCUGGGCAAGCUCUGAAGUACGUGGGGAAGGCCUUGCAAGCUGAUCGCGACGUCGUUUCUGCUGCGGUUCAGCAAAACGGUCUUGCACUUCACUUUGCUUCACCCAGACUGCGGCGUGACAAGGAGCUUGUGCUUGAAGCAUGCCAACGGGAUGGGGCAGCUCUCCUCUUUGCCGAUGACCAGCUUCGCAAAGAUGAGGACUGCAAAGACAUUGCUAUGGCUGCGCACAGCAUCCAAUCCGCCUCAACAUCUGUCCGAAGUUCCAGAAGUAGCAGGGAGAGAAGUCGUUUUGUGGCUUCCACCCGCGAUGGGCGUUGGCCAUCGUUGCUGCAUUGGAGCUAUCACCCGUUUUUGGCUGCUAGCAAUGCAAGGGCCGUCGGAGAUUCUGAAGCUGCUCGAAGGCGUAGCAUGAGGGCAGGGCAAACUUUCAGCGGAUGGCAAGGACUGUCGCGUGAACUUACGCAGUGAGUUGUCUGCACGUUUGAGCGCAGCUAGCACUGCCUGGCAUUUAGUCAACAGUAAUGGAUAGUCCGUAGAGUUCCUAGAGAUCAGACAAUGUGAUAGUGGCCAAGUCGUGACCAAGGACAGCAGUAGACAACCGCGCGGAGUGCUGCCAAUGCAGCACUGUUUCACUUUUUUCGAAAGGCCAAAGGUUUUGCCUUGGAGCUCCCAACCCUUGAGAUGGACCAGAGAUCUUUUCAUUCGAAACAGAUCUUGUUUCAGUGGACAUCUCUGUAGGACCAUGUAGGAUUUUCGGGGAUGGCAGAGAAUACAGCUGUCAGGUGGCGCAUC